AUGUUAUUCUUCAAAAGCUGCCUUCUAGGUGUUGAAGACAUUCCGGAACAAGAGAAGGAGCAUUAUACAGCUAACGACGGCAAAACAGAAUUGUCACUUCUACAUUUUGUAGCAAUGAAUCCAAACUGGCAGCCACCCCUAUCUGGGAGUGUUUUUAUUAAUUACCUUAAGACUCGAGCGGAAAAGGACGCAGCGACAGUUGUUGAUGAGGAUGGAGGCAGCAAUCCCUUGUUGGCAAGCAUCAAUUCAAUAAUAAAGCAUCCCUAUCCAAUCCCACCUCCAGAGCCUUCUACUACUGUAUCAAGUCUUACUUCUUCCACCAACCGUCGUCGCUGUCGGGGAAUAAACCAUUUGGAUGGUCCGCCUGGAGAAUCAAAUUUGCUUGGUAGAUCACUUUAUCAAAAAGGGUUACUUAGACCGCGGAUUGGAAUUCCAGCAAGUGGUGUUUCUUGCGAUGCAAAUUUAUGUGGCCCUGCAGGAGAAAUGGCAAUCAGCACAUUGUAUCUAAGGCAGCUUGUCAGCUGUAACGAAGUUGCUGAGGAAAGUGGCGGUAGUGGUGGAGAUCAAACCCCAUCUUUCAGAAGGUCAUGUAUUUGGGGAGUUCCUGCUUUAGAGAAUACCGUGGACCAGUCUGCUUAUCCUGGAAUGCUUGAGCGUCGCACAAUAAAUGCUGCUGUCCCAUCCUUUCUCUCCUCCUCUUCCCUCCUUUUAGCGUUGGGAGAAGUUUUUGGGAAUGCCAAGUAUAAGCAGUUUGUUGUGAAGUGCAGUAACAAUUCAAAACUGUUCCAACAAAAGCAGAAUAACGAGCUUACAAUACCUUCAGUACGUCUGAUGAUCUUAGUGAACAUUGUCUACAGUAAUUCUCAUGAAUCUAUAAGUAAUGAAAGACAGAAGCGCUAUAAUAAUUCCCAAACUUCAGAACUUGCUAGAGAGAAACGAAGUGAGAGGAAGGGUACAGAGAAAGGGCCCGAUGGUACAGUCCCUAAAAAAAAAGUUGUUUAUGGAACACCUGUGAGCACAAAUAAUAAUAAGCAAUUUCGUACCGUUACUCCACUUCACAACAAACUGCACUCACUUAACAUUCGAAAAAAUUUUAGUUCCAAUGAGAAUAUACGUGGUGCAGGAAAACUUUAA
Molecule: messenger RNA, 1134 nt
Organism: Enterobius vermicularis (human pinworm)
Lineage: Eukaryota; Metazoa; Nematoda; Chromadorea; Rhabditida; Oxyuridae
Source: the annotation of a GenBank genome assembly